AUGCACAAUACGGCGAUAGGUCCGAACCCGGAAGAUGGCGCAACAAAUACACCUGUAGAGCAGUCCUGUGGUGGUGCGCUGCGCGUACCCAUUACGUUCACCCAGAUGUCUGGCCAACCCGGUCAGGAGCCAUCGCGAAGAAUCGUGGGCAACCAAGCCGCCAACAACCGCUUCUUGCUUUUUGUUCCAGUGCCAGGACCAAGGAAGGGCUGGACGCUUGAGAUUUAUACUGGCGUUGCGAUUGUGUUGAUGGCGCAGGGGAAUGGGGCAGGCGCGCUUGGCAUGGUUUACUCAGCACAGAAUCAUUCGGAUAUGGUGGAGCCUGGGCUACUACGUGAUCUUGUAUUUCGAUGGACUCGGAUGGUCCCCAGUUAA
Schizophyllum commune H4-8 is the source of this 375-nucleotide messenger RNA. RefSeq lists its product as uncharacterized. The transcript has 3 exons. The coding region runs from base 1 to 375 and encodes 124 amino acids. The record is from RefSeq and is a predicted model, not a curated record. NCBI's taxonomy places the organism in Eukaryota, Fungi, Basidiomycota, Agaricomycetes, Agaricales, Schizophyllaceae.